Rotaria sordida is the source of this 122-nucleotide messenger RNA. Lineage: Eukaryota; Metazoa; Rotifera; Eurotatoria; Philodinida; Philodinidae. The record is from the annotation of a GenBank genome assembly.
AAUAUGCAGUUUGGAUUGGUGGUUCAAUUCUUAGUUCAUUAUCAACGUUUCAAGCAAUGUGGAUUUCGAAACGAGAAUAUGAUGAAUCAGGUCCAUCGAUUGUACAUCGAAAAUGUUUUUGA